GCUCCGAAUCACGUGGUCAUUGCCUGAGGCAGAGACUAAAGAGGAAAAAAAAGCGCCUCAUUCCUUCUUCCACCGCCAUACUGUAUUUUAUAGUAACUCGCAUUUUUAUUCCUUCCUUUUACUCCCGCUCGGUGAGUACCUUUCCGCUGACAUUCUUGUCCUCUUUUUUUGUCCUUUUUUUUCUUCCUUUUUUGUUUUUGCUGCUUUUUUAUUUUUUCACCUCUUUGUUUUCAUGGAUUUGAUCCUUUUUCUGAUGACAAGUUUUUUUUUUCUUAGCAUGCGAUGGUUUAACUAAACUGAGAAAAAGGUGUUGCUGGAACUGGAAGUCACUGGGAAUCUAAAGAGGAAAAAAAAGAGGGAGAGAGAGAGAAAUAGACUUGCCAGUCCAGUAAUAACGUCAGUGCGUUUAAACUAUACCUACUUAUACAUAUGCAACUGGUUUUGUUGUGGCAAAAAUGUUAGUUAUUAUGCAUACAUUUUUUAAAAAAACACAAAACAGAUAAGAUAUGGGCAUAUUGCUUAACUCUCUUUUGCAGAGAUUUUUUAUGAUGUUGUUUUGCUUUUUGCUUUUUGUAUAUAUAUAUAUAUGAAAUUCCAAAAUGCAUUUUACAGCAGUGUUUACAAAGAGUUUGUGUUCCUGCAAUUUUGGUGCAGGCCACUGAACAAGAUACUAAUUUUGUUUAAUGCUUUUUUGGUUUUGUUUCCUUUUUGGAUGCCCGGUGCAAUCAGCAGCUUUUCUUCUUUUUCUGUUUUUCAUGCCCAAUUAUAAUGUGAAACUUUUCUUGCAGCUUGGUACUGUUGAUCAUUUUUAAAUCCCCCCUUUCCAAAUUAUAUUGCAAAAAAGCCAAAAAUAGUUUCUUUGCAGCAUUUCACUUUUUUAAUUCUUUUACCGAGAUAAUUUUACAAUGAGUGUCAUAAUGCUGAUAGAUAUACACAUAUAUACAAAUAAGUACAUUUUCAAAAGAUGGCAGUGGAAGGUUUUCCUGGAGAAUGAAGUGCGGUUUGGUUUCCUUGUCAACGGAAGAUGAAGUGAACAACUGAACAUCUCCCCAGUGCAGGACUGAAGUCAAACGAGCCAAUCAUGACUGGCAAAACGCAGACCAGUAACGUCACCAAUAAGAACGACCCCAAGUCCAUCAACUCCAGAGUCUUUAUUGGCAAUCUCAACACAGCCAUUGUCAAAAAGGGUGACAUAGAGGCAAUCUUUGCAAAGUAUGGAAAAAUAGUUGGCUGCUCAGUCCACAAAGGUUACGCUUUUGUACAGUACAUGAGUGAGAGGCAUGCAAGAGCUGCAGUGGCAGGAGAGAAUGCCAGGAUCAUCGCAGGGCAACCACUAGACAUCAAUAUGGCAGGAGAACCAAAACCAUACAGACCAAAGCCAGGAAACAAGCGACCAAUUUCUGCUCUCUACAGGAUGGGAGAAAAAUGCUUCAAACAACUGGGCAAAGCAAGACUUGAAUCAAAGGAGCCAUUCCUGUCUGUUGGCAGUUAUGUCUUUGAUUAUGAUUACUACAGAGAUGAUUUCUACAAUCGAUUGUUUGAUUACCACGGCCGGGUCCCUCCACCGCCUCGCGCAGUAAUUCCACUAAAACGUCCACGUGUAACAGUUACAGCAACUCGGCGAGGAAAGAGUGUGUUUUCCAUGAAAGGAGGCUCACGAUCUACAUCAAGUGGUACUUCUUCAUCAGGAUCAAAAUUGAAAUCAGAUGAGUUGCAAACAAUCAAGAAGGAAUUAACUCAAAUCAAAACAAAAAUUGACUCUUUGCUAGGGAGACUGGAGAAGAUUGAAAAGCAGCAGAAGGCUGAAGCAGAAGCCCAAAAGAAACAAAUAGAAGACAGUGCCGAAUUGAUUCAAGAAGAAUGUAUAUCAGAAAAUGCAGACAACUCUACAGAAGAGCCUAUCGAAGGAGGGCUAGAUGCAGAUGGGGAUGGGGAAGAGAUGACUGAUGGCAUAGAUGAGGAUUUUGAUGAGGAUGGAAGCAGUGAACUGUUUCUACAGAUCAAAUGAAUUGGGAAUUGCAUCCAGUCCCUUUGGAAACAGAGAAGAGAAUUCAGAUGGAAAUGUAAACUACAGUUUCUCAAUGGCUACAGCUUUGACUCAAUUUUUAUGAAAAACUGAAUCUAUUUCUUGAAAUGGAGAUUACAUUCAAAACUUAGAAAUUCCAUUUCUUAAAUGUUCUAAAGCUGUACAAUUGUCAGAUUUUUAUGGUUUAGAUUGUAAAUGUGUUUUUUCCUGGCUAAUUAUUGGUAUUAUUUUUUUAAUUUUGAUGUCAGAAGGGCCAAUGAAUUGUAUGAUAAUAUGAAGGACAUAUUUAAAAAGUGAAGGAGACACUGUAUACAAAUGUAUAUUUGUAAAAGCUAUUUUUAUUAUUAGCAUGUUUUAUGGUUCAUCAUAUUUAAAGUCAGGUGUUAUUGCACUUAAAUGUUUACAGCAUAACAGAAAUGAGAUCAUCAAAGACUUAUGAUCCAAUAUGUUGAAGUAAUAUUUUAACUAUUUUUAUUUAUUUAUAUUCAUGUUUUAAACUAAAAUACAUUUAUUAGCUGGAGAUCAUAAUGCAGGGCAAAAUAAUACAUUUCAUUUUGCAUUUAUUUCCAUGUAUGAUUUACACUGCAAUGGCUAUAAUUUGCAAAUGCUCGAUAUGACUGUGUGUACAGUGCAUAUCCUGUUGAAAUCAAAGGAAAAAGUAAUC
Messenger RNA from Heteronotia binoei (common prickly gecko), 2690 nucleotides. It is a transcript of the gene RALYL, whose product is annotated as RALY RNA binding protein like. Gene Ontology annotation, cellular component: nucleus. The record is from RefSeq and is a predicted model, not a curated record. The coding region runs from base 1082 to 2008 and encodes 308 amino acids. The transcript is spliced from 10 exons. NCBI's taxonomy places the organism in Eukaryota, Metazoa, Chordata, Lepidosauria, Squamata, Gekkonidae. Gene Ontology annotation, molecular function: RNA binding.